Aspergillus tanneri is the source of this 1047-nucleotide messenger RNA. RefSeq lists its product as uncharacterized. The transcript is spliced from 3 exons. The coding region runs from base 1 to 1047 and encodes 348 amino acids. Gene Ontology annotation, biological process: tRNA wobble uridine modification. Lineage: Eukaryota; Fungi; Ascomycota; Eurotiomycetes; Eurotiales; Aspergillaceae. The record is from RefSeq and is a predicted model, not a curated record. Gene Ontology annotation, cellular component: elongator holoenzyme complex.
AUGCCUGCCCAACCCCCAGUUCCGCAUCUUCUCACACCUUAUGUAUCUUCGUUGCCCCAGUCGUCUCUGACAAUCCUGUCCUCAGUACUAGGUGCGACAGGAAACUGGCUAGUAUUGCGAUUCCUAUACACAGCACUUAGUGCGUCGACCAACUCCGACGAGACCUUUGGGCUCCAUGAGAACGGUGGCAGGAAGAAGAAAAAGGUUGUGCUCGUUAGUUUUCUGCGGGGUUGGGAAUUUUGGAAAUCGGAGGCAAAACGACUGGGUUUGGACCUUCCACGCCUCACUGACAAAAGCCAAUUCGCCUUCGUCGAUGGACUCUCCGAGCUUUUCCAUGCCCCCGUAGCUGCAGCUGAACCUUCUUCUCCGUCACGAUUGCCCGGUACUGUCCCUCGAACAGUACUCCCCAUUCGGUCCCAACCUAGUACGAUCCCAGCGCGAGCCCCGCAAACUGUGCCGCGAGCACCGAAUGGCAACCCACCUCAGGUGUCAAGAGAGAUCGGCCCUGUAAAGCGACUGCGCCUUUCAGGCAAUGGCAUUGCAGCUCUGGACUCUCUCGAGCAGGAAAUUUCAACCGUGGUCAAGAACCUGUCCACUGGUGAUGGAGAAGAAUCCGAAGUAUUAUUAAUUAUUGACCAGCCGGAUCUUCUGCUCGCUGCGACGGGGCCAAGUAGAGGCAUAGGUGCUACGGAGAUGAACGAGUGGAUAAUGGGCCUACAACAAAGCGCUUAUGCAACCGUUAUGAUACUCGCCGCCGAUUCCCCGUUGAUCCAGAACGCAUCUGCAUCCAACUAUGCGCCGGCUACGCCGUUGGAAACAGAGCAUGCUGCGUUCGCCAUAGGAUCUGCCCAUCGAGCACAGAUGGUGAUACAGCUGAGAAAUUUGGAGACUGGCGUUGCAAGGGAUAUUAGCGGUGUGCUGAGAAUUAGUAAAGGUGGUGCGUGGGGCCGAUCCGACGAGAGUUCCGAGGGAAAAUGGGAGGAGAAGGAAGUCUUAUACUUUGUCCAGAGGGACGGAGGCGUUAGCGUCUUUGGAAGAGGGGAAUAG